AUGGGCUUUUGUCUGUGCAGGCAGGGCAACUAUGCAGCUGCAAAUUCCUUCCUUGAUUCCUUUGCCACGCAUCGACAAGCGAAAGGUUUGCCUGCCUUGAGCUUGCAGUGGGGCCCUUGGGCUGAGAUUGGCAUGGCCGCUCGGAGCGGUGUGGGUGGUCCUGGUUUCUGGGCGCCGAAGAUUUGCCCUGCAGAUGCCUUGCAGGCUCUGGGAUCCGUUCUGGCGGCUUCCUCCAAAACCAGUGAAGUUCCCAGAUGGAGAGUGGGAUUCGUCAGUUCUGGUAUCAUCGAAAGGAUGCCAUCCAUGCCGCCCAGUUGGUCGAACUUCAAGAGCCAUUGGGAAGCUCCAGGCCUGGCUCAGUUCGUUCCAGCCCGGGCCAGGUUUGAAGAUACUGAAGCUGAAAGAAAUUCCGAUGUUCUUUGUUUAUACCAUGUUUAUACAUGUUUAUACCAUGUUUGUACCCUCAAGACCUGA
Messenger RNA from Cladocopium goreaui, 474 nucleotides. The record is from the annotation of a GenBank genome assembly. NCBI's taxonomy places the organism in Eukaryota, Dinophyceae, Suessiales, Symbiodiniaceae.